AUGGGCGAUGACCGUAAGAAGGACGACCACUGCGACUGCACUGGCCACGGUCGUGACUCGCACUCGCUCAGCCACUUGCUCGAGAACAACCGCAAGUGGCGUGACAACGUCCUGCAGCGAGACCCGACGUUCUUCGAGCGGACGGCCAAGGCGCAGUCUCCCCGGUACCUCUGGAUCGGAUGCUCGGACUCUCGAGUCCCCGCCGAAGAGAUCACGGGACUCAACCCCGGCGAGAUGUUCGUGCACCGCAACGUGGCCAACCUGGUCGUGAGCAACGACAUCAACUCGCUGUCGGUCGUGCAGUUCUCGGUCGAGAAGCUCAAGGUCAGCGACAUCAUCGUCUGCGGUCACUACGGCUGCGGAGGCGUCACCGCCGCGCUCAAGAACGCGCAGAUCGGUCUGCUGGACAACUGGCUGCGUAACAUCCGAGACGUCUGCCGUACGCACAAGGAGGAGCUGUCGCAGUACAAGACGGACGAGGAGCGCGAGCGCCGCCUCGUGGAGCUCAACAUCCAGGAGCAGUGCCUCAACAUCUUCAAGAUCAACAUGGUGCAGCGUCGCAUGGGGCUCUACGGCGCGCCGCGCAUCCACGGCAUGGUGUACGACAUCCGCUCGGGCGUCCUGAAAGAGCUCGAGGUCGACUACCACGCCUUCAUCGCCAAGAACAUGGGCGUCUUCCGCCUGCACAACUUCCGCGAUGGCAAGAUCCCCACCACCAAGCCCGAGUUCCAGCGCAACAUGAUCAUGAACCUGGUGGAGGACCACGAAGAGGAGCCGGGCACGGUUAGCGUCCGCUACAUCUCGCGCAUGCUCAAGCGAGAGACCGAGCUCUUCUCGGAGGAGGAGGUGGACACCGCUCUGAAAACGGUCCAGGCGCAGUCGAAGGAGCCGGCGAGUGCCUUCGUCGAGGUGAACGCGCUCGUCUCGUACUUCGCUGGCGACGAGUCCAAGGCGUAG
Molecule: messenger RNA, 957 nt
Organism: Phytophthora sojae
Lineage: Eukaryota; Oomycota; Peronosporomycetes; Peronosporales; Peronosporaceae
Exons: 1
Coding region: 1-957 (318 amino acids)
Biological process (GO): carbon utilization
Molecular function (GO): zinc ion binding; carbonate dehydratase activity
Source: RefSeq, a predicted model, not a curated record